CAUAGUCUGCAUAGUAAGCAAACACGUAAAGCAGACGAAUCCAAUCGCUUAGUGCUGCGUCACGUGGCCGGUUCCUCACGUGAUCGGCCUUCCGGAUUUGGAGUAUCAGUUGCCCGGAGGGGCGAAGACCUGCAGCUUGAUUGGAGACAGCAGCAGCUCUUAAGGCGAAAGAUAAGUGAAUUAGUUGCCAUCCUUCUCCAGCGAAACGUCGAUCUUCGGCUUUCUCUCCUUCUGAUUGUGUGGGCACGGUGGUGUGCGCCACUGCUUGGGGUUUAUCAGCCAGCGGCAGGUGAAGACACAACGCAUCAGUAACUGGCAGUGUGCGGCAGGCGAAAGCAACAAUGUCUCAGUACACACAAUUUCCUGAUCCGGACGCAACCAACCCAUUUCAGGACCCUGCAGUCAUUCAGCACACUACCAACACAGGUUAUGCUACUCUUGAUCUGUAUAAUCCUUUUGACAACAAUCAAGGGCCUCCUCCUCCAUAUGAACAGUCUAGUCAAAAGCCUCCUCUUGCGGUACAAUCAACAGUUCAGCCUACUGCUCCUCCACAGCCUAAGAAAAGCACUCCAACAGAACCUCGGAACUAUGGCACCCAGGGUCCAGUUAAUGCCGCUACUGCAGACUUACUACGCAAGCAGGAAGAACUGGAGCGAAAGGCAGCAGAGCUUGACAGGAGAGAAAAGGAGCUGCAGAAUGCAAGUUUGGGGAAAGACACUACACGAAGAAACAACUGGCCUCCACUUCCUAGUUUCUGCCCCAUCCAGCCUUGCAUGUACCAGGAUAUUAAUGUAGAAAUCAGACAGGACCUCCAGAAGACUGUUUCUACCAUGUAUUAUUUUUGGAUGUUUUCUGCCUGUGUGCUGCUGUUUAACUUCAUUGCCAACCUUUCUCAUUUCUGUGUCUUGACUUCUUCUGGAGUUGAUCUGGGACUGUCGAUUCUCUGGAUCCUGUUAUUCACACCCUGUUCAUUUCUCUGCUGGUUCCGGCCUGUGUACAAAGCUUUCAGGAGUGAUAGUUCCUUCAAUUUCUUUGUAUUUUUCUUCAUCUUCUUUGUUCAAGUUGUCCUGUAUGUCCUACAAGCAAUUGGCAUUCCAGGAUGGGGUUUCAGUGGCUGGAUUGCAAGUCUUUCUGCCUUGAAACUUAAUACAGCUGUGGCAAUUAUAAUGCUUAUUACAGCAGUCAUGUUCACAGGGCAAGCUGUCCUCGGUGUUGUUAUGCUUAAGAAAAUUCACUCAAUUUAUCGCCAGUCUGGUGCCAGCUUUCAGAAAGCUCAAGCGGAAUUUGCUUCUGGUGUUUUAUCCAAUGAAGCUGUGCGAACAGCUGCAGCUAAUGCUGCUGCCAAUGCAGCAACAGGGGCUGCACAAGGUGCCUUCCAGGCCAAGUGAUAGUAAAAGAGUGGUGAGCUUGGAAGACAGCAUGAGAGAGCAAAAGAAAAGCAAGAACGAAUGAAGACAAAAGGUUAAAAGCCUUGUUUCCCAUGCUUUGCUUUUCAAUAUUAAAUUAUUAGGCCAUGUUGAAAUAAUUGUCUUUUUACAAACUAAGAUUCUUUCUUGAAAAGCACUGUAAAUCAUUUGAUCUGCUGUAUGUACAGUCUGAGAAGACAAAUUAAUAAAGUACAUGGAUUAAUUCCAUGUACUGCAUGGUCAGUGGUGUAGUCUUCUUCCAUAUAUAAGUGUAUUUUUCCUUUUUUUUUUUUUUUUUUCCCAGUUUCAGUCCCAACCAUGUUUCAGACACAUAAAAUUGUAUUGAACUGUUCUAAUUGUUAGCUCUAGAAAAAAGGUGUUUUUAUGCAUUGUCAUGUAUUAUUUUUAUUAAUAUGGAGAAGCCUUAUUACUUGUGCAAAUAAAAAAUGACAAAAUCUUCAAAACAGUUUAUCAAAAAAUUAUACAGUUUAACCUUUGUUCUGGAAUAUUGCCUGAGACAUCAACAAAAACAAAUAUACAGUAGAGUGUCGGCAUAAUUGAAAAACAAAACAGGAAAAACUCUUUUGAUAUUUCAGGACUUAAUGUUUGAAGCUCACAAUCUCUGAUUUCUGCACUACUGGUUACUUGAGAGUUAUGUUAUGCUUUACUAUUUUUACACAGCCUUCAGAAAUGAUUCUGGAAAGCAUUUCUUAUACUAAUAUUGUUAUACAUCAACUAUUCUGCAUGCCAACAAACCUGACUUUUUUCCCCUUCUUCUCCUGGCAAGUUAAACUUAAAGUAACAUCACUGUUUUGGAGUUUUGGCCACUUUGACAGUGGCCAGGUACAUCAGAAUCCAAUAUUAUAAUCCCUUAGGAAAUGUGUUAGCUGAGUAAUUUGGAUUUCCAGAAUUUAAUGUUUGACAUUGGAUGUUUUUUCCUAACAUGUACAGUUUGAUUAAUUAUGAAUUUCUCCAAAUAAUAUACUUCAUGGAAAAAUGUAAUAAUUACAGAUAGCAGAGGUAAUGGCUGAUUAUUUACAACCCUGUUCUCUUAGUAGUUAAAGUGUAAUAUUUUGGGGGAAGAGUUCUAAUGUUAAAAUGUAUUAAGCCAAAUGAGAAAUGGCCUGCGGAUAUAGGAAACUGUGCAUGCAGCUCUAUGCCUGAAUGAGUAAACCAAAUCAUGUGAAUGUUAAUCUAUGACAAAUGUAUUAAAAACAGUGUUUACAAAUAACCUAACAUCUUUAUCUAUGAAUUUUAUCACUAUAAAUAUUUCCACAUCUCACAAUUUUAGAAUCUUCUCUGAAUUACAGGGACUGAAAUUUCAAUUUUUGUUCUUUUCACUUAACGGUAGUUUUAUUGUUAGCACAGUUCUGUGUACUGUAAUGUCAUUUACUUGGAGAAACAUCUGGUAAAACUGUGGUGACAAUUACCAUUACCAGAACUGGUGACAGUUGUUUGGUAGAUUUUGUGUUGACAAUAUUUCCACAAAAUAAAUUGCCACUCUGUCAUUUAUAAAGUAAAGAGAUACAUUUUGUGCCAAACUCAAAUGUAGCAAAGUAUACUAUACAUACAUUUUGUGAAAAUGUCCUGAUCUGCAGUGAUCACUUUAAGUAAUUUCUCCACUAAAAAUAGAGAAGGCCAAAUAAUUAUUUUUUCCUAUUGUAAGACAUUGAAAGAAAAUUAAAAUCAGUUUUUCAUUAUGCUGAACAAACUGCUUUUCUUGUCUAGUAUGGACUUGAUGCUUAAUAAGUUAAGAUAGCCCUGCCCCAAUACUUAUGAGAGUAUCUUUUCAUCUACACAAACCUAAAAGCUUAAUUAGAGAGCAUUUAGUUUAAAUGCUUUCUGGAUUUUGACGAUCAUAAAUGGAAAUAUUUGACACAGGCGUUGUGGUUAGAUAGUCUCAGGUGCACUGUGUCUUUUAGGCUCUCUUCUGUAAGACACUUGUAAUACAGUAGAAACAGUGAUCCAGUGAGGGUGUCAUUUCUGAGGGUGAGCAUGAUUAUAUUGCUGCUAGUUAAGGUGCAAGGUCCCGCUAUAUGUGCUGUGUAAAUUUAUCUUUAUUAAGAAAGGAGAACCUCCAAAUAAGUGCAGCUAAGUAUUUAAGUCCAAAAUCUUUUAAUUUCAGAGAAUGUUUUUAUUAAGUGAGUGUAUUGGCAUUUGAAAUUUUGGAAAAGGGAUCUUUGCAUUUUGUGUUGUUUAUGACUUGUAAAGCAUGCUUGGAUCUGUGGGGGAAGGGCAGGUCAGUUAUUGUUGUAUUUCAGUGCAGAAUAGAGAGAGGAAGUUAUGAUACCCACCCCAGUGGUAAUCACACGUUGAUGUUACUCUGCAUGAAGCUGCAUGGCUUCGUAUGGGUGAAUUAUUAGCCAAUGAAAGUGUCCCACACCUAUCAGAAAAUAUGCAGGCCUCUGGACUGCAUGGACACUAAAAAGAAUUGAUUGGAAUCAUGGAUUAAGAAAGAAAACAAAAGGUGCCAGCAUACUAAAUAUGUCACAUUUAAGUUUGUGCACAAAGCAUAAAAAGUGCAUAGUAGGCAUUAUCAAUUUUUUUUUCACCAGCAGUAUCUGGUAAUGUGCCAAGUUAACAUUUUCUUUUUAAUUUAAAAAUGCUGUAAUAAAAUAAAGUAACAUGUUCUUCA
This is a messenger RNA of Erpetoichthys calabaricus (reedfish), 4041 nucleotides long. It is a transcript of the gene scamp3, whose product is annotated as secretory carrier membrane protein 3. The transcript is spliced from 10 exons. NCBI's taxonomy places the organism in Eukaryota, Metazoa, Chordata, Cladistia, Polypteriformes, Polypteridae. The record is from RefSeq and is a predicted model, not a curated record. Gene Ontology annotation, cellular component: trans-Golgi network membrane; recycling endosome membrane. The coding region runs from base 342 to 1388 and encodes 348 amino acids. Gene Ontology annotation, biological process: protein transport.